This is a messenger RNA of Styela clava, 7046 nucleotides long. RefSeq names its product BCAS3 microtubule associated cell migration factor-like. Gene Ontology annotation, cellular component: cytoplasm. Lineage: Eukaryota; Metazoa; Chordata; Ascidiacea; Stolidobranchia; Styelidae. Gene Ontology annotation, molecular function: protein binding. Gene Ontology annotation, biological process: autophagy; response to starvation. The record is from RefSeq and is a predicted model, not a curated record.
AUGUUAAAUUUUUUUCUUAGAAACUGAUAGCAAAAUUAAAAUGCUAAUGUAUCAGAUACAAUUCACACAACAACCAAUUAUUCCAGCUAUGUUAUUCAAAGAAGUUCAAUAAAGACAUGUCUGGUGGUAUUACAAAUUUUGAAACGAUGAAUUCAAGACGUCGAAGAGACGCGCCUUCAGGUCAUGUUGUGCAAGCACAACCAAUGAAAGACAGUUCUUACAUGGAAAGCAUGGUGAAUUUUUUUCAUGAUAUUGGACAGGUAUAUUCUAAUACAUCUCAAGCAGAAGAAAAAGAAACUGUUCUGUGGGCAAGAUUAUUUGAUUAUAAGAAUGCUCUGGAUCCUGAAUUUGACGGUUUUACAAAUGGGAGUAGAAAUGAUGUUGUUGAUUCUUUGCUGUUGAUCCUGGGAUAUAAAAAUGGAGUACAAGCAUGGAUAAUAUGUGAAAAUGGUGAAGUACAAGAAAUCUUAUCUUUGCGUGAAGGUCCUGUGAAGACAGCUUGUCUAGUUCCUCCACCAAGCAGUUCAAGUGAUAAAAAGCAUGAUGAAUACACAAUAUCUCGUCCUUUGCUAGCUGUUUGUAUGGCUGCUGACAGAAAACAGCUCUUCACAUCAGUGAGUAUAUUCUCUUUGCGAACAAAGGAUAAAAUACGACAGUUAGAAUUCGAUGAAAAUGUUGAAGAGCUGAGUACUGGAUUGGAAGGAAUGAUCAUUGUCACGUUGAGAUAUGAGAUGAAAGCUUUCAACACUUUUGACUUUAAACUAAUUUUCACAGUCAGAGACUGCUAUCCCAGUCCAGGUGUAAACAGUAAUCCUAUUGCAGUUGGAAACAAAUGGCUUGCUUAUUCUCCUGCUAAGCUCCUCUCAAGUUGUCAGUCAGCAGGAGGUAUGGAAGAUGACGGAAUCAACUCAUAUGCUGCUACUGUAAUAAAUGCUGCCAAGACAAUCAAAAAAGGCAUUGUCAAUUUGAAAGAUACUGUGAAUUGGCUUGCUAAAACUAGCAUGACCACUGGGGAGGAGCAUUCAACAUCUUUAAUUCGAGAAACAACUGGGCAAAGGAGUCGAAAUCAAUCUGGUGGUAGUCUUCCUGAAUUAUCUGAUGGAGUUCCAGGCUUAGUCACUGUUCUUGAUAUUUCGAAGCUCUGUGAGAAUUCCCAGGAUGACAACUCACCAACUACACCUGAAGAGCCAUCUGUGAAUGGGGUUUUGCCAGAGAAAGCAAUUGUUGCUCAUUUUCCUGCUCAUUCUCAACCAGUUGUAUGUAUGAAAUUCAGUAAUUGUGGAUCAUUGAUUGCAACAGCUGACAAACGCGGCCACUCAUUUCAUGUAUUUUCGAUUUUGCCUCAUCCUGUGACUCCUAGAAUGGGAGCUGUACACCAUAUUUAUUCCCUGUAUCGAGGAGACACUUCUGCCAGAGUUCAAGAAAUCUCAUUCAGUGGAGACAGCAGAUGGUUGUCAGUCAGUACAUUGCGUGGAACAUCUCAUAUAUUUCCUAUUGCAGCAUAUGGUGGUGCAGCUACCGUACGAACACAUGCGUCACACAGAGUUGUCAACAGAUCAAGCAGAUUUCAUAAAAGUGCAGGAUUGGAAGAUUUAGAUCCAACUGUUAUUAAUGUAGGAGGAUCCAACCAUUCAGUAAUCGACUCUGGAAGUCCGAUCAUGCAAGUUCACGCAAGACGAGGUCGUACCUAUUCCGGUUCUCGAGCCCACAAUUCUACAAAUCCUAGACUCCCACCACAUCCUAAACCAACUCUGGUUCAACCUCUCGCUCAAAUUGGAUCAUCGAGAGCUCAGCACGUUCUAAAUCUCCAUGGAAUUACUGGGCAAACUCAAAGUCAUUCAUCAAAAACAGACAAGACUUUAUCCAAUAGCUGGCAAGCUGAUAUUCAAAUUGCUUCUGUAUUCACCAGCGGACAACUGAAAAUAUCAAGAACCUCUGGAAACCACGACAAUGCCUUGAGGCGGGCACAGAUGACGUCAUCGUCUAAAGGAGGGCAAUGUCUCCUGAUUUUCAAUUCCGGUGGAUACAUGACUGAAUAUCAUCUGGAACCUCGACCCCAGACCGGGUUGUCAAAAAUAUCAGAUGAUUCUCCUAUUGAGUUGGUUUUCACUCCCCGAUAUCAGUGGCCGUUACAGAGAAUAUUGUCUUGGAAGGAGGUAAAUCUCCCUUUGACUCCGACUAACGCAUUGUUGGAAGUAGAUAACAAACGACGACUUCGCAUCAACACAAUGCAAGAAAUAUCUACAUCGUCUUCUUCGUCACUGUCUCUAAACGGAUCGGAAUCUUUAGAGAACCUCAGAAACGAUCUAAAACAAGAAUUAGGAGGUCAUACACACCAUGGAGAUUUUUCUCAACCAAAAACCCGACAGCCCACGUCAAGAAAUAUCUCUUACAAUUCAACGAUGACGAACAACCACCAGUAUCCUGGGAUGGCGGUGCAGAAUUUAAAUAGCAAAACGAACAAGUCCAAAAACAAAUAUAGAUCUCAGGAUCGCAUCAUUCCAACGGAACAACAUUCCGAUCAAGAACUUUUUGAAAACCACAGUCUAUCGUCUCCUCGGGGAUCGACGGAACGGCUAAACGGCCAAUUAAUUCACAAUCAUCAUGAUAAAGAAACAUCAGAUAAUCAUCGGCCUUCAUCCGCUGAAUCUGGAAAAUCGAACGCCAGUUAUAACUCUGACUAUGACGAAUGGUUGGCACAGGUUGAGAUGAUUACACACGAAGGUCCUGCGAGACGACUAUGGAUGGGACCACAGUUUUGUUUCAAGAUUCGUCAAUCAACCGGUUGUACGAAGCUUCUCUCUUCGGGAUCCAGUGCGCUAAUCUCUGACCGUACAUCAGUACCGAUUUCCGGUUCACCGCCCGGAAACGGGGAUGGAUAUUCGGUCGCAAAUCACCCCGAUGCUUAUUUGGAUGAUGAUAUAGAUUUGCAGUCACUCAAGAUCCAGACAAACAGAUCAGAUCCGAUGCCCACACCCAAAUCGGGACCGAUGCACCGAUAUGGACCAAAUUCUGUAACAAUUGAAUCUGGAUCUGGGAGCUUCGAUCGAACCGCCCAUAUGUUAGAAAUCGGUGCAUAUGGAUCAUUGGAAGACAGAAGAUUCGUAUCUGUUGAUAACGAAGAUCGAUUGAAAGAAAGAAUAGCUGAUGCAAUGAUGGAACAAUAUUCUUCUGAAGUUGGGAAGACGAGGGAUAUCAGGUCGAAAUCUGAUUCAUCUGACAUCGUAGAAUUCAGUGCAGAUAUUGCGUCCGAUACAUUGUUAACUGUCGAUCAAUUUGAUUUUGACACAGAUAAUAUUCCGUCUUUAGAAACACCAGGAAGCACGUAGUAUUCGUCUUCGUCAAUAUUUUUCUUACUUUCUCUCAAAGCCAGUGAAUAUAACUUUACUUUGGACCAGGCUCACCCAAGCCAAGUUACGUAAUUAUUUAUUUAUAGAAUUAUCCUGAAUACAUCAUUGCAAUAUUAAUUUACACUAUUAAGAUUGUAGUUUCGUGUCAUCAUUAUGAAAUAACACAAACCGGAAUUCUAUUUUUAGCAUCACCGGGAAGCAUUGUUUAAAUUUCGAGAAUUUUAAAAAAUGUCUGAUAUUUGAAAAAUUUAGUGGUGUUAAGUAAAAUUUUAGUUUCCAAAAGUCUGUUACUGUAUAUGUCUUGACCUAAUGUUCAUUCUUUUCUCAGAAUGUUUAAGAAAAAUUUAGGUCAAUUUAAUGUACAAUAUUUAAAUAUACAAAUGUGAUUAUCUUAAUUUGUGUAUGGUUUAACGUUAACCACGAGAACGUAUCGGAAUUUUUUAACAUAAUACUCGAUUUUAAUAUUUUUUCGCGCUUGGAUAAGCUUGGUCCCGGUAUAUUGUGUGUUUUUUAUCUUUAUUUUUAUUUCUUAGUCAGUUUUUAAGAGAUUUUAUUUUUAUUUGUGAAAGUGACGCAGUGAAUCAUUAUGACGUCACAUUCUUUCCACUUCGAAGUGAGGGUUGUUUGAAAGUCAUGAUUCAAUGAAAUGUUUAUUUUUAUUCUUGGUUGUAUUAGUGCCUAUGAAUUCAAGGUUGUUGUAUGUCGCGUUUGAUAACAUGGAUGCUUAGGGCGGGGUUUUAAAUGACGGAGAAUCGGACAAACAGCUGUCGGAUUUAAGGAGAAUCGGCAUUUUUACCCCUGAUUGGAACUGAAACUCGUGGCAUGUACAGUUUACUUACAGCAUUGCGACGACCUGGUCUGACAGAAAUAAGGCUUUCUGCAAUGCAAAGUCGAUUCUGCAUAAUUGAAAAAACUUCAUUAUCGAUCACGUUAUCAUAUUAAAAAAUGUUUACAGAAAAUUUUAGGCAUUUUUACGCCCCGAAUGUUGAUAAAAACCGAUUCGACCAAAAUUUUGUUCUUUGUAACGAUGCCUAAAAAAUAAUCUUAUGUUGGAGGCAUCACGCGAUCACGCCAAGUAUUUCUUGUUCUGUUGGCCUUGGCCUGUUUAAUGCCACACAGUGCUAUUUCAGAAAUUUAUUAUAUCGUUCCUUUUUUUUAAUUUACAAAUUACCCUUCUAAGUAUGUGUAAAAGCAAAUUGUGUUUCUUUCAUAUGUUGUAAGAGCCCUAUCGGUGGCAUUCAAAUUCAUAGUACCUGGCAUCCUGGCUUUGAUGACAUGGCAUGCCACAUGCCCUGACUUUUUUGCUUCUAAAUUUCAAUGACGUGCGUGGCGAUAUCCAGAAGUUAAUCGGUCUCUUGUAGCAUGAUCCAUGGAUAUACCUUAUUUUGACCUGUCCAUUCAUCCAUGUAAGAUACAGGAAUGUAUUGUUGUACAUAUGCUUUGUACAAUAUAGCAAAACAGCAAAACUAGAAAAAUUAUUUCAAUUAUAAAUUUUUUUAAUAAAAAAGGCGUAAAUUGUAUUUUGAAAUUGUAAAUUACGCAAUUUAUUUGGUUCAAACUAACCUUAGACAAAAUUACCUUGCUAGCAAAGUAAUACAUUGGAUAUAUGGUAUUGUGCAAUUCAUUUGGCGUUCAAAUUCGGACCUUUUUUUUUUUUUCUUGUGCACUCCAGUCAUCUCAAAUCGUUAUUUUUUUGUUCAAAUUUAUUGUUUUUUAUUAUUUCUGUCAAUUGCGAAAAAAUUAGGUUUGUCGAUGGUUAUUUCAAGCCGAUUACUAUUAUUUCAAGCUGGUCAUUUUCACCUAUAAUAAGGAAUAACUCGUAAAAAAGAUUUAAAAAAAAAAAAAAUAUAGAAUUGGUAGUGGCGUAUCAUAUUAAUAAAAGCAGUUUGUUAUAUUUUUUAAAUGAUUUGUUGUCUUCGUUGGCGAUUUUCAUGAAGAGCUAUUUGAUCAUUUUAAUAUAUUUGGAAACUUUCUUGAGCCAUCUAUGGGUCAUCUCCGAUCGUACAAAACUCUAUCUUUUAUGACAUUGCGUAGCUAGAAUACCUCACAUUUAAGCCAUUAUAUAUACAUAUACCGGGUUUCUUUUUUUGUUAUAACUGUAAGAAAAUGAUAAAGUUUACUGGCAUUUGACGAUAUUAUGGGGCAUAUGCGAUAAUAUUAAAGAAUUACAAACCUCUAUCAGUUGCAAUACUAUUGGAGAAGCCAAUUUUCUUCGAACAAUUAAGAACAAAUUUUAUAUUCUACUGUCUGAGUCACCAUUGACAUUUACAUCAACUUCUGGGUGUUAUACUUACAAGUUUAAUCUAUACACAACCGUAAUUAAAUUUAUAUAGCAGCCUUUAGGGAAGCACUUUUUGUCCGAGUGGAAUCAUAUUAUGCUCUUCCGUGACCCGGUUAUGCAAUUGUUGGAUUGAUCGGUCAAUAUGUAUAUGAAAUAUAAUUCCUGUAUAAAUGUCAUCCACGAGAAAUUACUAGAUCUAACUUUUAGUGCGCUUUCUAUCCUGUCUUGUAUUGGUGUGUUAACUUCUCCGUUGACGACUGUGUAGGUCAGGAGUCAUGUGUUCAAACAUACCCUUGUUACACCCAUCGCUUUCUUUCAAAUCUCUGACUAUCCCCAAAAUAGAAUCUGCAAGCAGGUAAUAUCGCGUUUUCAUGGUCUUACAUGUUCUGAACAUAAUAUAGAAGAGACAUACUAGAUCAUGCUCGAUAUUAGUAGUCACUUGGACGGUUAUACGGUCUCAGUUGGAGAGAAUAUGGGCAAUGACGGAAAGUCAGCUCGAAAAAAGGAUCUCAGCGGUGGCAUUUGUCAUUCAUAAUAAUGUAGUCAUUUCUAAACUCUCUCUUGUCAAUAGCAAAACAUAUAAAAAAUAAAUUACGCCUGAUAGACAUGUAUUAUGUGUGGUUCACAGUUGGCUAUACUUAAAUCACGGUCAAAAACUCUAUGGGUGGGGCAAGCGAUCACUAAGAAAUGUGUUUACAUCUGAGUCAAUCUAACAAGCGCGCGAAGUCGACGUCUAGAAGAGCAUCGACCGUAAAAACAUAUCACGGAAAUAGUGUUUAGUCCUAAACAUAGAGUAACACGAAGCAAAAAGGAACUUCAAAACGGCAGCCAUUUUGAUUUUUUGCGCACACUAGUUUCACUAUGUAACUAUUAAAAUAGGAAUAGCCAUUUUGUAAGAGAAAAUUAUUUUCAAUUCCGCAUUCUCGGUGUCGAUGUCCAAGAUACCGAGACUUGGUCCUAGGUGAUAAUUUUAAUUUUUCUGCAUACAAGAUCAAAUGAAAAUUCUCUUUCGAGUAAUUGUACCGUUUUAUUUUUGUGCUCCUAACCCUUUUGAAUGCCUCCUAUACUAAAUACAGCACUGGGAAAUGAUAUAGCUAUAUUUUAUUCAGUUUUCAUAACCAUAUGUAACAUAUUUAUUUCUGGUAUAUGUUUUCAACUUUGAUGAGUGCUACAAUAGUAAUAUAUCUAUAUUUUUUGUAUUUUCUCCCUUAAUUUGAUUAUUGCUCUCAUUUCGACCCAUUUUUAAUUUUAUUAUAUUUGCUUGGGAUAUUGUAACCUGAAACUACCACACAUGGAGCGAUAAUAAAGUGACAUUAUUCGCGGCCCAUGCUUGGUAUCUUUGCCAUAAUAUUGUGAUCUCAAGUACUCGAUUUUAUGAAAUCCAAAAUAAAUUUGUCCUUGACAUGGAUAUUGGA